GAAGACCUGUCAAUUCCUCCCAAUCCAUGAGCGCAGGCUUUUCAGAGAAGCGCCAUUGCAAUCUGUCACAGGCGGGGACACUGGGGGAUUUAAACUCGUAAUACUCAGUGACUUGAAACAUUUCACAGCUGAGGCAACGGAGCCAGAACCACUCAGGGGGUCUCAGCUCAGCCCUCCAGGCUCCUGCAUUCCGGCGGGUGUUAAGAUCCAUGGAAGUGGCCGGUUUCUACGACGAGGGCAGCUUUGCUAUCCAUAGAGAGAACGUAAUCACUCCCAUCAGCGGCGACUCUUACUGGAGGUUCGGAGACUCGAUGACGGAGCUGGGCAUUGAAGAGCGGGAGAGAGCGAUAGACUUCAGCGCUUACCUGGAUUCACCUUUCCACUGUCCGCAGCCGACGGCGCAGACGCACCAGCACCUGGGGGACGCGUACGCCGAUUUCCUGGCGGAGAGCAAGAUCAAGAGAGCCGCGGCCAUACAGAGCUACUCGCUCCUGAGCGACCUGGAGGCGAGCCAGUGCGCCAACCUGCGGGACCCCAGGGAGUCCUACGCGCUGGCGUACACCGAGCUGCAGGAGACGCGCGUGGACAGCGUGCUCAGCCCCGAGCUGGAGAGCCGCUACCGCGCCGCCGCCGCCGCCGCCGAGCGCGACGACAGCCAGGAAGACGCGAAAAUGGAGAACGGCUCGUCCGGCUUCGACAUGCGGUACCCUUACUACCAGUCCACCAGCGGCAGCCUCGGGAACAUCUCCACCGCGUCCUCGACCUGCUCCAGCCCGCCCGGCACACCUGCGCCGUCGGGUAGGAGCAGGUCCCCGUCGCACGGCGGCAAAAUGUCCAGCGGCAAGGCGAAGAAGCGCCUGGACAAGGACAGCGAGGAGUACCGGCUGCGGCGAGAGCGGAACAACCUCGCCGUGCGAAAGAGCAGGGACAAAGCCAAGAUGCGCAACUUGGAGACGCAACACAAAGUGCUGGAACUGGCCGCGGAGAACGACCGUUUACAGAAGCGCGUGGAGCAGCUGUCCAGAGAGCUGGCCACGCUGCGCAACCUGCUCUCCGCCACCGGACAAUGUUAGGACCCCCCCCCCCCCUCUCCCCCCCCCGCGAGCUGCUCGUCUGGUCACGGAUAGACUCUGCAGCCGAGUGCGUGUGUUGGGACACGGUACGCUCCACCGGCGAAGACGGCGACCACCAGUUUACAAGGACACUUUGAAUGGGACGCGAGCGGUGGGCGCGCGGAUUGCGCAAUCAUUCACGAUCCUUUGUAUGUCACCUUAGCUUUAUUCUCGGAUGUAAUUUCGUGGUAUGCAGUAUUUUCUGUGCAGCUUUUACAUACAUGAGUGGAUUUCUACAUUUUGUGUAACUGGAGCAAUGGUUGUCAUGGGAAGAGUUGUGCUGCAGUGAAAUGAUGCAACUCUUUGUAAUACUAUUGGCAAUGAAUGAAAUAAGUCUAAUAUUUAAUAUUAAAUGGUGAGAUGCUUUAAUUCUACUUGAUAUUUUAUUGAAUUAAAAAGAUUUAUACUUUGUUUAAACAAUUUCAUUCGCAAUUUCUUAUUUUCUGACCUUUUGAAGCGGCUGUGCUACAGACAGACAGGGAUGUAAUGUUUAAAUAUUCAUGGCAAAGAUAAUCAGACUGUGUCAGCCGCAGUAAAGGCAGAUUAAAAAUCUUUAAAUUCAGCUCAUCACGUCAACACAUUUUUGGAGCGUUUGAGCUGACAGACGUUUUAAUAUGUUACAGAUCGGUGUCAUUUUCAUUCAUUUUAUUCCAAAGGCCCAACAGAUUCUUUACAUAAUCACUGCUCAACUCCUACUGUCACCAGCGUUUGUGAUCUGUUUACUUAACGCCUUAACACCAAAGUCCUCAGGUCUUGAAAUGCAUCCAACUAAUUUAUGGUGAAAUGAUACUGCUGAGAGCAGCAAAAAAAAAAAAAAAAAAAAAAAGAAACCAAAA
Betta splendens (Siamese fighting fish) is the source of this 1948-nucleotide messenger RNA. It is a transcript of the gene cebpb, whose product is annotated as CCAAT enhancer binding protein beta. Gene Ontology annotation, biological process: DNA-templated transcription; regulation of transcription by RNA polymerase II. Gene Ontology annotation, molecular function: RNA polymerase II cis-regulatory region sequence-specific DNA binding; DNA-binding transcription factor activity, RNA polymerase II-specific. The transcript has a single exon. The coding region runs from base 210 to 1073 and encodes 287 amino acids. NCBI's taxonomy places the organism in Eukaryota, Metazoa, Chordata, Actinopteri, Anabantiformes, Osphronemidae. The record is from RefSeq and is a predicted model, not a curated record.